This is a messenger RNA of Cladophialophora immunda, 2118 nucleotides long. RefSeq lists its product as uncharacterized. The transcript is spliced from 5 exons. The coding region runs from base 1 to 2118 and encodes 705 amino acids. The record is from RefSeq and is a predicted model, not a curated record. NCBI's taxonomy places the organism in Eukaryota, Fungi, Ascomycota, Eurotiomycetes, Chaetothyriales, Herpotrichiellaceae.
AUGUCUCAAUUCCACUCCUUUCUCAUAUUUGCCGGCGUUCUCUUUCACGUUGCAUAUGGUUAUGUUGAUUUCGGGUCCUUGACUCUCCCCAUUGAAGCCUUCUACCAACCCACUCCAAGACCAAACCAGUUGGCUGGUGGAUUUGAUCUCCGCUAUGAGGUUCUUCCGUCCAUGAUCACGGCGGUUGCACCGUCAGUCACGAUCGCGGCCAAUGGAACCCACCAAACGAUGUACAGCCUUCAUUACCAUCACUACUUCAGCAAGACACGGCAGGGCAGAGGGGUUUUCGACAAGCGUGGAGUGUUUGCAGGCGACCCUCCCAUCGCAACAUGCACUCCUUGUGGCGGAGGAAGUGUUACCUCUACUCCUUCUGGCACGACCACGUCUACUUUGCCAUGCACAACCCAUACAUAUCAUGUGAAUCUGUUCCCGACCGUAUCUCCAGGCGGUGAGACUGACUGUGCUCUUCAGGGCGUCUUCGAUUUCCCCCCACAGACGACAACUGCAUCAUGCUACGACACGAACUACAGCGGCGUCUUCCAAUCGAGCACCUCGUCAUCUAGUGGCCUACCGUGCUGUUUCACGAUCCCUGCGUCAUGUCGAAUGAAUAGCACAAUGAGCAGCACCACCAGCACCUCGUUCAUGGCCUCGACUGGAGUCUUCAGAUCGACAUCCACGUCUACGACAACAUCGCUUAGCUCCACAACUACAAGCUCCAGAUCUUCCCUGACCAUACCAAGCAGCACCAGUGGAAUCUCCUCCCAAUCCCAGGGCCCUAUACUCAACAGCGCAAGCUCCUCGACGUCUACAAGAAUCACAGUCACCGUUAUCAGUGGAACUACCGUGGUCAUGACGACUACGUCCAGCUCAACGUCGAAGUUGACACCUACCACAAGCAUGGCAAGUUCUUCGGUGGUUUCCAGCCAGCCGUAUACCUCUCCUUCACUCUCAAGCUCCUCGACCAGCACCACCAGCCUGUCAAUCAUCGUCAUUUCAAGCACCACAAUCGCAAUUACAAAUUCUGGCACCACCAGUUCAACAGUUGUAAGCGGAUCAUCUUCCUUGUCCACGUUAACCAUAAUCACCGGCACCGUGUCGAGCGCGUCGACCACUUCUUCUUCAGUCUCGCUCAUCACGACAGCAGUGCCAAACACCAUCAUAGGAUGCGGGCAAGCUUCCGGUAGUGGUAUCGUCAUGGGCACAGGCACGGUAUACCUAGGAGGCACACCGAUAGUCACCUCGGGAACCGCCAGUGGCUAUGCGAACAAUGUCUCUGGCUGCGGCACCAUCAUCGCCACGUCAGGCACGUUCACGGGGUCCGCUGAGAUCACGGGCUGCGGUUCGGGCUCCGGCACUGGUACAUUGACUGGCACAGGAACCGUCUGGCCGGCUUAUGGAGGGGGACUGAUCUCGCUGGUCACCUCGGGCACGGUCAGCGGCACUGGCAACUUCAGCGGCUGCGGGAUCCUGACCGGUUCCGGCACCUUCGUGGCAACGACAGGUUCACCCGUCGUGAUCUCGCCCUCGACCACGCCGACCCCGACUUCCAGACUGACCAAGACCGUCAGCGUGUAUCUCUCCUACUGUCCGGACCCCAUGGGCGUGAACGACAUGCUGCGCCUUGCCGGCGGCAGCGGCGGCGGGGUGAGCUCCAACAUGACGUCUUCGAGUCCGAGCGGCGCAUAUCCCAACUCUACCGCCCCCUAUUCGUCUUUGCACUCGAAUUCGACCCUCUCCACGAGCAACUCCACCGGUCCCAACCCGCUGUGCCAGACGUGCCCCAACUCGGUGGGGAUCUGCUGUCCGCCGACCGUGCACUGCUCGGCGGACGACGGCAAGUGCCCGCUCUACGCGCUGGAGAACUCGGGCAACACCAUCAACGGGUACCUGAUCGCGCAGGUGAUGAACAGCUCGGCGCCCGUGGCGGGACGCAAGAAGGUCCGGGCGCUGGAGAAGAAGACGAACCACAACAACGCCUGGCGAGGUGAGGAGAGUCACGACGCCACAGCACCGCUGAAGGGGUUUGGGGGCAGGGACUUGCUGGAUCUGGAGGCCGGGGUGGAGAGGCAGUUGCAGAGGCACAGAGAGAGGAAGAGGGCUCAUAAGAAACAGUUCUAG